UCGAAGACUGAAAUGACAGCACACUGCAGCUUCUCUCUCUUUCCCUCACACACACGCACACACACACUAUGCACACUUACUCGCUUUCUCUCUACAAAAGUGACGCACCUUAACUCAGACUUGAAGAGCUCUAGUUUGAGAAGUUUGUAUGCUCGGUCGCCGCGAUUCUUGAGCUAUUCGAAAUAACACGUAAUCGGUAUCGGUAAUCGUAAAUGUAUUCUACGAUUUUUCAUUCGUCAUCUGCGAAAUUGAUUCUUUAACCUUCCGUGUUAUCCAUCAUCGGUCACUUGAUCCCGAGACCUGGUGCAAUUGAAUCAAUGAGCAUUAACGAGUAUCUACGUUGUAAAUUUGAUAUUCGAAUCACAGAAAGUUGUCUUGUCACACUUUCUCACACUUUCCAUGUGAGAAGUAUUUCCUCAGGCUGAGGAUGAAGAGAUCGCCAGGAAAGGAGUUUUAGAAAGGCCCAAGCGGUGACUGACAGUGAUUGCGAACCGCCUCCGUCGUCACAUUGUGGGCAUAUGUCAUACACUUAUUCCGUGUUUCGCACACGGAAGACACGAAAGUCUACAACAAACAGCAGGGUCAAAGAACACCCAUGGCGCGCUCAGUGACGCGACGGAGUAGAGUGUCCAAGGGAGGGGGAUCAACCAGUGGAUGACAGUGCGUAUUAUUGUAAAUCCGACGACGAGGUGACGACGGCGACGAGGUAAGAUUUGGAACAGUCAGCGCUGCAUUGGCUACCCGCAGCCAAGUGGUUAGACGUGGUACUUGUGCUACGCAACUAACCCUAACCUAACCGAACCCGGCGGACCUGGUGAGUCCAGCGGUGCGAUGUUUUUAGACAAUAUUGGCGGCCGAGCGCACCAAUAAGCAUACCCAAGAUAAGCCAGCAAAAUCCUCCGGGAUGGCGACUGGCAAGCGACGUAACAUCCACACGACGGCCGGGAGUGCCGCGGUCAGCAGCGGCAUUCGUUCGAAUCGAAUGAACUUCCGACCGAACUCCACGCAGGAGGAUCGCGGCGGCACCCGGCCUACCGCGGGGCCCAGCUCCAUUGGCCUAAUUCUCGUCACCAUGUUGUUGCAUGUAUGCAAGAAGUCCCUCCUGUUCGACACGCGGCUGAAGGUAGCCAUCUACUGCGGCAUCAUCUUCGUGGUGUCGCUGAUCGCGGACUUUGUUGUGAUGCCGCGUACGUAUUUCUCUCGGUCAGACAACGCGCUGAAUCAGUACUUCGUCAAGUGGGGCUGGGGCUGGCUGCUGUCCGUGAUGGUGCCGUGGAUCGUGCUGACGGCGCACACGAUAGGCUGCGGCCGCAGACCGAUCCUGCUGCGUCACCUGGGCCGCGCGGUCCUCGCGACCGUCGCCUGGCUCGCUUGGACCAAGCUGUUCAACUACGUCGAGACCAACUACGGCAGGUGUCUGAACACGCGCGACAUUCAGCUGCAGUCAAAGGCCAGGUGUCUGCAGUCGGGUAGAUUCUGGAGCGGCCUUGACAUAUCCGGCCAUACGUUCAUCUUGAUAUAUUCCAGCCUGAUACUAGCUGAGGAGGGUUCCUCGCUAGUCGGCUGGGAGGGCAUCAAGGAUCUGGUGAUGCGCGAGGAGCACACGCGCGCCACGCCGAAUGAGACGAGCACUGGGCCGCUCCGUAACAUUUCCAACAAUGACCUCAAGUUCCUCAAGAAGGCGCAUCGGGCGCUCACGCCGUACCUACGUGGCCUCUUCGUGGCGAUGACGAUGCAGCAGCUGCUCUGGGACAUCAUGCUGGUGUCGACGGUGCUCUACUAUCACAUCAUGAUAGAGAAGUUCCUCGGCGGCGCGGCGGCCGUGCUUACGUGGUACGUCACGUACCAAUGGUGGUUCAAGCUGCCGAAGAACGGCCUGCCCGCGCCCGGCGAUGGUCUCUUCAAAUACAACGAGACGAAGAUCAACCCGGAAGUCAGCGCUGCCAGGACGAGACGCAGCACUUUGAACGGCACCAAUCAAGUGCCAAAGUUUAUGGGCAUGCCUAUCAGAACGACAACGCAAGAAACUGCCGCCGCUGCUACCCCCGAGCCGAAUCCAUCGAACAGGCAGGCGGACCUCGACGUGUCCACUUCAAGAUUGUAAAACUAUCGAAUAGUGCUCAAAUGCUCGAGCAAUUGCGCGCGGAUGCGGUUCGUACCAACGCAGUGACCGAAUAUUCGGAUUAAUUCAGGUUUAUGGCAACAUCGACGCCUGAUUAUUGAGCUUGAUGAUGCAUCUAGUCGUGUGUUUCGUGGAACUUUCACGUGUAAUCAAUGAAUUUAAUUAAGACUAACUUCGUUUCGGACGCUUUCGUUCGGUCUUUGUUCGAUAUGUAAUAAGUAAUAAGAAGAAGAAGAUGCUUUCAGCACAAAAACAUCCAAAACAAACUCAGCUUGGGAGUACACAUAAAUGUGUAGUCCUUUAACCUGUUCUGAGACCGUCUUUUGCAUCGAUUAAGGAUGGUACAGCGUUAGUACAAUUUUAUAGUAUGGUGAAAAUACGAAAUGUCCGGACACGCUUUAUCUAAUCCUGGACAUUCUUUUUGUUUUGAUCCUCACGAAUAUUUAAACUGUUAACAUAAAGCAUGUAUUGAAUGUGUACAUUCAAUGAGUCUAUUCUAUUGCAAGUUUAAAUAUUCGUAUUUGAAGGACAAAACAAGAAUGCCUACAGAUUCAGCACGUGUUCGGGAAUUACUGGUAUUUUCAUCUUACAAUUUUUUACAUUUAUACAAAUAAACCAGUGGCAUAACCAGGGGGGAGAUUGAGGGGGCUGCAGCCCCCCCCCCCCUGAAGUUGAUUUUCUGGGUUACGCUAAGUGUGAGAGAAAUUUUUUUGAAUGAUCUUUUUUUUUUUGCUCGUCAAAAAUAAAAAGUACAGUUUCCCCCCAAAACUUUUUUUCUGGCUACGCCACUGAAAUAAAUCUUACAAAAUGUCGAGAUAUUUAAUCUUCAAGCGAUUGGACGUUCGUUUUAUGUACAGCAUUAUACUUAAAUGAGUAUCCGAAUAUUCGAUCCACAUGUUGAGUACGAAAAUCGAUUCGGAUGUAUGAGUGACGUAGGGUACAGUUUCAUCCGAGGACUGCUUAAUAUAUACGACAUACACACAGAUGCCUUCCUCGUAUUUUCGCGUGUAAAUAAAAUUCGGACUUUGUGCGACGUAUACGUGUGUAUUCUUUGAAAUAUCGUUGGUUUGCAGGUAAUAUUAAGAUUACCUAAACCAAAAACAGAAAAUUAAACCAGAAUCUGAUCGAGCCUCGUUUUCUCAAGAUGUUUGUAAUUCGUAAGAAACAACAAUACGUGCCUGUCUUAUGUUUCUUGGCACCUCCGUAUGGAUUGUUAUGAAAAGACACGUUACUUAAUUUAUUUAGCAUUGGAGUCGGUAUUUUCGGUAACACACUCUUGUGGAUACUUUGUUUUGUAACUUAUAUUUAAUAAAGUCUGUCGUUUAACAAA
Molecule: messenger RNA, 3452 nt
Organism: Odontomachus brunneus
Lineage: Eukaryota; Metazoa; Arthropoda; Insecta; Hymenoptera; Formicidae
Gene: Fitm
Product: fat storage-inducing transmembrane protein
Exons: 2
Coding region: 905-2104 (399 amino acids)
Biological process (GO): phospholipid biosynthetic process; lipid droplet organization; lipid storage
Cellular component (GO): endoplasmic reticulum membrane
Source: RefSeq, a predicted model, not a curated record